Racocetra fulgida is the source of this 136-nucleotide messenger RNA. Lineage: Eukaryota; Fungi; Glomeromycota; Glomeromycetes; Diversisporales; Gigasporaceae. The record is from the annotation of a GenBank genome assembly.
GGGUUGGAACAUCAGGUAUUAAUUUCAAUUCAAAAGCACAUGUUGAGUAUAUUAUGCUUAAUGGAUAUAGAAAAGAAAAUGAUACACUUAGAGUCCUUGGUAAUACCUGUCCAACUUUGAAAAAGCAAAAAUAUAA